Messenger RNA from Cladophialophora psammophila CBS 110553, 1689 nucleotides. RefSeq lists its product as uncharacterized. The record is from RefSeq and is a predicted model, not a curated record. Bases 1 to 1689 code for a protein of 562 amino acids. NCBI's taxonomy places the organism in Eukaryota, Fungi, Ascomycota, Eurotiomycetes, Chaetothyriales, Herpotrichiellaceae. Gene Ontology annotation, cellular component: membrane. The transcript has a single exon. Gene Ontology annotation, biological process: lipid metabolic process. Gene Ontology annotation, molecular function: oxidoreductase activity, acting on paired donors, with oxidation of a pair of donors resulting in the reduction of molecular oxygen to two molecules of water.
AUGACCGUCGAGACCUCCUCGAGGGACCGCGUUUGGUCACGGCGAGAAAUCGAGGGACUGAUUGCAGAGGGAAGAAAGAUCAUAAUCCUCGAUGGACGGGUGAUCAAGGCUGAUGCCUGGCUGCCCUUUCACCCUGGCGGUGACAAGUCCAUCUUGCACAUGGUCGGAAGAGAUGGAACCGAUGAGAUUCGUGCACUUCACUCCCUCGAGGCGCAGGCGCACAUGCUGAAGUUCGGCAUUGGGAGGAUCGAGGGGAGAUGGAUCAACUUUUUGCCUCCCAUACAGGGUGGGCAUUUCAGGCCAUACACCCAGGCUCAAGAUGAGAACGAGGUGGAGGAAGAAGAGGACGCGGGUUCCCAGACGGAUGGCGCUCUCAGCUCUUCCAGCAACAGUACUGCACCUCCGUCCCCCAUCUUCGAUCCUGUCGAUACUCGAGAACGAAUGGUUUCGUCGCCGUCGACUUCUUCAGUUUCGGAAGAUGAGCAGACGACCGUCGACACUGAUCCCAUUCAGAUGAAGCUUUCAGCCGAAAAGUCGUCGGACAUCCUCAAAUAUCCGUCAUUAGACUACAACUCGCAGGAUCGGAUUGUCGCCAGAUACCGGGAACUCGAUGCUCAGAUGCGAGCGGCCGGUCUUUACGACUGCCCGUACGGUGCCUACGGGAUUGAAUGCUGCCGCUAUAUCCUCCUCUUCGCAUCGUCUCUCCUCGCCCUCCACUACUCCCACUACGCUCUCUCUGGCGCCCUUCUCGGCAUGUUCUGGCACCAAUUGGUGUUUACCGCCCAUGACGCCGGACAUAUGGGCAUCACGCACAACUUCCACGUCGACACCUGUGUUGGAAUCUUCAUCGCCGACUUCCUCGGUGGCUUGUCUAUUGGCUGGUGGAAACGCAAUCAUAACGUCCACCACAUCGUUACAAAUUCGCCUGAACAUGAUCCAGAUAUCGAACACAUGCCCUUUUUUGCUAUCUCCACCCGGUUUUUUUCGUCGUUGCGCUCCAGUUACUAUGAUCGAAUCAUGCACUUCGAUAGCAUCGCAAAAUUGGCCAUUGCGAAACAGCACUGGUUGUAUUACCCACUUCUCCUCUUGGGCCGCUUCAAUCUCUACCGUCUCUCUUGGGAAUAUCUCUUUCUGGGCCAAGCCCCCAAAAAGGGACCUGCGUGGUGGCAUCGCUACCUAGAAAUACUGGGGCAAUUCGUCUUCUGGGCUUGGUACGGGUACGGAAUUGUGUAUUGCUCCAUCCCGACAGCCUGGGACCGCUUCGUAUUUGUCAUGGUCAGCCAUAUGGUCACAGCGCCGCUCCAUGUUCAAAUCACGCUUUCCCACUUCGCCAUGUCGACCACCGACAUGGGCGUGCACGAAUCCUUCCCGCAGAAGAUGCUCCGAACCACCAUGGAUGUCGAUUGCGCGCCUUGGCUUGACUUUAUCCACGGCGGAUUACAGUUUCAGGCCGUCCACCACUUAUACCCGAGGAUUCCAAGACAUAACCUUCGAAAAGCGCAGGUAUAUGUGCGAGAAUUCUGCAAAGAGACAGGGAUUCCGUACGCAAUUUAUGGAUUUGCAAAGGGAAACAAGGAGGUUCUCGGUAGGCUGGAGGAGGUGGCGAGACAAGUGAGAGUUUUCGAGGAGUGCAGAAAAGCGUGUGCGAGGGAAGUGGUCGGGGACAAGGAGCACGCCCACUCUUCUUGA